UGGCCUUUCUUGGUUUAGGCAAAGUUGAGCUGAUUUCGUUUCCGUUCCAAUGCAGCAAUGGAAGUGAAGUUGCGAGCGCCAAGCGUUGUGAUCUUCAUCACUUUCAUCAUCAUUAACUUUGGAGUGGUUAUUUCCUUCAAGUUUAGUUCGCUAGAGGAAGAAGCAAGUGGUUUUGGUGAUGAUGUAGAUGACGCAGCAGAAGCGCAGGAUGCAGACGAUGCUGACACUGACGAGGAUGACGAGUUGCAGACCGUUGCCAUUCGCAGCCUCGAGAGCUGGGGCCGAUACGGUGAUUUGGCAGUGGCCUUUCCUUUGGCGAUCCAAAAUUUGACGAACUUUUCUGGCCUCAUCAAUGGGCAGGCUGCAGAUAGCGAAAAUAUCACUUACAAAUUCGGAAACCCCAAGGAUGAUGAGGAGCUUCUUUAUGACAAGGUUUCGGGAUUCUUCACGGUGCUCCACGAAAGCAUGGAAGGACAAGAUGGUCCACGCUACUGCCCUAGGCAUUCAUUGAAGCACAUCAAGGAGUGCGUGGUGAUAGCAAGCUGCCUGCUGCAGUCCCAGGUCCCUGAGUAUGUUGAGAUGAGCAUGUAUGCGUCCAUGAUCGAGUUGAUGGACCGCUUCGUGGAAGUGGCCUGGCCAUUGGUGGAGAGAGGCAUUUUGAAGGAGGAGAAUUAUCGGCUCGCGACACUGGAUGAGGAGGUGCCAGCGAAAUAUCAAUGCGACGACUUCACCCAUGCCAAGCCUUUUGUUUCGCAUCUCCAAGAGAGUGAGGGAGCGGCUUCCGCCUUCGCCAUGUCCGCGGUCUUGGCGCAAAAGGCGGCUGCUACGACCAAGAUCUUGGAUUCACACAGGCAGAACAUGUCCCUGGAGGCGACCAUUGGCAGAGUCAUGGAGGUUUGGCGCCCUAUUUGCCUCAAGGCGCAUGUUUUCUCCUGUGACGAGGGCAACUUCUGGGAUCUCCACUACGCUUCACAUCGCCAAACAAUGGCUUUGAUGCAGACAGGUGCUGCCUCUGCCGUUCGUGCCGAGAUCCGCACGCGACUGCGCUUGGAGCGCAGGGUACAAGACUUCAUGCGGGAGCACAGCGAGGCCUUCGGCGCCUUCCUGCAAACGUCUGGACGAGAAAGAAACUAUUUUGAUUUCCGCAAGAAGUCCAACGCAUCAGUGCAGAUUUGGAAGGAUUAUGGCAAAGCUGGCAAGGAAGCCAUGUUUGGAUUUGUGAUGCCAUACUCGAGGGCUGUGGCUGCAACUAACUUCACCCGUGCCAGCGUGUGCUUUGACCAGGUAGAGUUUCGGAAGUUCCAGAAGGAUGAGCAGCUGGACUUGGAACUGGAAGAGCCUGCAGAAGACAGGAGGAUGAUGAAUUCCACGGCCCUGCUGUCAGUGAGACAAAGCGAUGAGCUGGAGGACACAAGUGCAAGGAGAAGGAGAUUUGGUGGAAAGCUCAAAAAGGCGGCCAAAAAAGCCAAAAAGAAUGCCAAAAAAGUCAAAAAGGAUGCUAAAAAGGCGGCAAAAAAAUUGAGCAAGGCCGUCAAGGUGAUCGAAAAGUGGGUAACCAUGCUCUUCGGAUGUGUUGGCGAUGUCUUUGAGUUCAUCACCGUGGGAUACUCACUUGACAUUGUUGAAGGUGCUGUGGCUUUUGGUGCUGGGCUCUCUAUGGGCGAUAUGACUGGCUUUUUGAAGCUGCUCACCAAGGGUCGGAAGCCUUCAACUUGGCUCUCAGUGGAUAUUGGCUUUACGGUGGGUGUCACUGUAAAAGCUGCCUGGUCUGGAGUUGGCGCCGGCCUUGGCCUGAGCUGUGGAUACAGCUCAUGCGUGGCCUACCUCUCCGUUGGGACGAUGACCACAGUGAACCUGCCGACUGUUAAUGCGGUGUGCGUGUUUGGUGCGCCUUAUUCUCCACAAGGCUGGCAGUGCUCCCAGGUCUUCGGUGGAAGCAUCUCCGCUUUUUGCUGCAACUUCAAUGUGGCGAAGGGGAAACAUGACUGCCGCUGAGAGUUGUUGGCAGCAUGUAGCGCCUGUAGGUUUGGCUGCUACGACCAUUUUGCACAGUGCGGUGACCGACAGGUGUUUCACUGCAGUGCCAAAAUCGCGCGCUGGGCUGUGUAGACCUUUACGAAACAAC
This is a messenger RNA of Durusdinium trenchii, 2125 nucleotides long. The record is from the annotation of a GenBank genome assembly. Lineage: Eukaryota; Dinophyceae; Suessiales; Symbiodiniaceae.